This is a messenger RNA of Momordica charantia (bitter melon), 3615 nucleotides long. It is a transcript of the gene RAP, whose product is annotated as RAP domain-containing protein. Gene Ontology annotation, molecular function: RNA binding. Gene Ontology annotation, biological process: mitochondrial RNA processing; chloroplast rRNA processing; regulation of mitochondrial mRNA stability. Gene Ontology annotation, cellular component: chloroplast; ribonucleoprotein granule; mitochondrial matrix. Lineage: Eukaryota; Viridiplantae; Streptophyta; Magnoliopsida; Cucurbitales; Cucurbitaceae. The record is from RefSeq and is a predicted model, not a curated record.
UCUUUUAAAAUCCUUUAAUCCCCUCUCAUUUUCAUCCAGACACCCUCCUUUCGAUUUCUCUUCCAAACCCCCUUCGAUUUUCCCUCUUUGAAUCGUCCCUCAUCCCGCCGUCGCCGCAUCCUGCCGCAGUUGCCGUCGUCCUUGCAUCCCGUAGCAUUCACCGUUGCGGGGAUUCAGCCCACUCCUCUCGUCUCCUUUUGCUAGCCGGCAGCUGCCCGUUGCCGUUCGUCACUGAUGUUCGUCCGUUCGCCUGUCGUCGUUGCGAGUUGCUCACCGCUACCCAUCGACCUACCGUCGCCUCCACAGCUGCAGUUAGGUUUUCAACUGCCAAAGAAGAAGAAAAAACAGAUGAAAUCGAAGCUUCUUGAAGACACUGAGGGGAUGGAGUGGUGCUUGAGGGCUAGGAAGGUCGCUCUAAGAUCUAUUGAGGCAAGAGGCCUCACCUCUACUGAGGAAGAUCUUUUUUCUGUGAAGAAGAAGAAGAACAACAAGAAGAAGAAGAAGAAGAAGAAGAUUUUGGGAAGUAAGGAUGAUAGAGUUAAUAAGCACAGCAAUGACAUUGAGGAAGGCCUGGAGUUUGAUUCCGAUGAGGAGUUGGAUUUGGAUUUGGAUUUGUUAGAUAGUUUAGCUGUUAACGACACUAAUCACUUAAGUAAGAGUGUGAGCAUGAUGGCUGGUGGGAUGUUUGAACAGAGGAAAGAGAAGACAAUGGAAGAAUUUGUUCACAGGCUGUCCCAAUUCUCGGGGCCUUCCGACCGAAAAAAGGAAAUCAACUUGAAUCGAGCAAUUGUAGAAGCACAGACUGUAGAAGAAGCUUUGGAGGUUAUUUCUGAUAUGAUCCUUGCUGUUGGGAAAGGAUUGAGCCCUUCCCCCCUGUCUCCUUUGAACAUUGCCACAGCACUUCAUAGGAUUGCUAAGAACAUGGACAAAGUUUCGAUGUUGAGAUCGCACAGGUUGGCUUUCGCUCGUCGAAGAGAGAUGUCCAUGCUGGUGGGUAUUGCCAUGACAGCAUUGCCCGAAUGCUCGGCACAAGGCAUCUCCAACAUUGCUUGGGCAUUGCCCAAGAUUGGAGGUGAUCAGCUUUAUUUGUCAGAAAUGGAUAGAGUUGCAGAAGUUACCUUGACCAAGAUAGAGGAGUUGAAUUCUCAGAAUGUUGCUAACAUUGCUGGGGCAUUUGCUUCGAUGCAACAUUCUGCGUCCGAACUCUUCUCGGAAUUGGCCAAAAGGGCAUCAGAUAUAGUCUAUACCUUUCAAGAACAGGAACUAGCUCAGGUCUUGUGGGCUUUUGCUUCUUUAAAUGAGUCUGUUGACCUUUUGCUAGAAUCUUUAGAUAAGGUUUACAAUGAUAAAAGUCAAUUUAAAUGCCUUUUAAGGGAAGGAAAAUUAAAUAGUAAUCAAGAAAUCAUUGUUGGUGUCAGUAGUGAUCUUGAAAGAGAUGGAGCAUUAGGCUUUCCAGUGCUCAAAUUUAACAGAAAUCAGCUAGGAAAUAUAGCUUGGUCCUACGCUGUUUUCGGGGAAAUGAACCGUAGUUUCUUUUCUUACAUUUGGAGAACCAUAAACUACUUUGAGAAGGAAAAAAUUUCAGAGCAGCAUAGGAAUGAUAUCAUGUUUACUUCUCAACUGUAUCUUGUAAAUUACUGCUUGAAGCGGGAAUACCCGCAUCUUCAACUAUCUUUAAGCGCCGAUCUCGAAGAGAAAGUCGGUCUUGCUGGCAAAACAAAGAGGUUCAAUCAGAAAACGACUUCAUCGUUUCAGAAGGAAGUAGCCCGCCUUCUCAUUAGCACGGGUCGCGAGUGGAUCAGGGAAUAUGUAGUUGAUGGUUACACUUUAGACGCAGUUUUAGUAGAUGAGAAGGUUGCUUUGGAGAUUGAUGGUCCAACUCAUUUCUCAAGAAAUACAGGGGUACCUUUGGGACACACCGUGCUGAAACGUCGCUACAUAACUGCUGCUGGUUGGAAGGCGGUAUCAGUGUCUCACCAGGAGUGGGAGGAGCUGCACGGGGAGGUUGAGCAACUAAACUAUCUACGAGAAAUCCUUAAAGAUCACUUAGAUUAAAGGCCGUGUGAACCAUGUAUAUGCUUUCUUUUUUAAUUUUUCUAAAUGAAAAGCUCGGUUUCUCAAUAGAAAAAAGUUAUGUGAACAGUGAACCACGAAAGUGUAUGUUUCUGAGUAAGCAGUUUAUGUGUUCAUUGAGAAAUUAUGCUUCCGGUUGACCAACCUUAAGAGUAUGUGAGGUUCUUUUCUUGAUGGGUAUGAUGUGAUUAUCAGAAUAUUACCUAUGUUACUUUAUUUAGCAUCUUUAAGAGGGUUCUGUUGUAUCAAAUCACUUUUGCAAUUGAUCCAUCAUGAUGAACUUUAACAGCGAACACUCAUUUACAACCGAUAGGUUUCUUUCCUGCAGAAAGAGACUAAAUCCCAAGUACCAUUGUCAUCUAAGGCAGUCAUCCUCCAACAUAGUAGCCCGCCAACCAAGAUGAGAUAAAGUUUCAUGGACAGUUUUAGGAACAGAUACAGACUCAAGGGAUGUAAUAAACGAACAAGUAGGUGAGGACAAAUGGUUAUAUGAAACAAAAGAAGAAACAUGGUAUGUACACUUACGCUUUCCGAAGAUUUCUCCUUUUGCUAGCCAGCAGCUACCCAUUGCCGUUCUUCAUAUCUUGUGCAUGCCUCUCCUUGGUGCUUUUGUUGACCAUUUUCUCUAAGCUAGGCUCCAUAUUGGAGUUCAUUAUUGUUGCUUUCCGAGUGAUUUUCACAUUCUCUUAGAACAUGCCCCAAUUUACCACAGCUAUAUAGUAGUAAUGUAGCAACUUCUCGUAAGUGACAGGAAUUCAUUUUCCAAGGCCAUUGACAUCACUUUAACUUUGACUCUCCUCUGUAGCGGUUUGUACACAUCUAUUUUGGUCCUGACUCUUUGAAUCAGACUGUCAGAACAUUCUUCUUCAUUUGUAUCUACUUUUUCAUAUUCUCCUACUAGAUUUUCUUAGAGCACAUUUUGCUUUCAUGAAAAAAUAAGCUAUAGGUAGUUCAUGGAAGUGUAGCAAAAAAUGAAACAUAAAUGAACUUAAAGAGAAGAAUAGUUAUUGUUUCCUUUUGCCUCCUCAAGAAUUAGGAGCGUCAAACCAAGAGUCAUUAUCCUUGUUAUAUUAUUGACAACUAAUUUGUAUUUGAUAUUUCUUGGUGAUAUUGUACAUCUAGGUGGACACAUGUUGGUGACUCAGCUCUAGAAGUUUAAUCCAACUCAGGUGAUUUCUUUUCCACUCAAAUAACCUCGGUUAGGGUCUCCUCCAAAUAGGUUCUUACCCGAAAAGUUAUUUAUGCCACUUUGGGAUAAAAGUUUGUUGGGUUGGUAGUGGAUGGUGAGCAGAAAGAGAGAGUGCGUGAGAAAUUGUAAUAGGGUGAAGAAUUCUCUCUUCAUCCCUAGGGUUCUCGAUCCCAUUCUUUGGGGCAAUCAAGAGGGAACAGGAGAUUGACCAAGGAGAGUUCAUUAGCAGCUAGAAUUCUUGUAAAGCUGAUGAGAGUGUGGAUCUCUGUUUUUUGGAGGGAGAAACUUUGAUUUUGUGUAUGAGCUGCUGUUCUUGAUUAUUGAUUAAUAGAUGGCCUUCAACGGUGACUGUA